This is a messenger RNA of Aspergillus saccharolyticus JOP 1030-1, 5076 nucleotides long. RefSeq lists its product as uncharacterized. Gene Ontology annotation, biological process: proteolysis. Gene Ontology annotation, molecular function: metalloexopeptidase activity. NCBI's taxonomy places the organism in Eukaryota, Fungi, Ascomycota, Eurotiomycetes, Eurotiales, Aspergillaceae. Bases 1 to 4779 code for a protein of 1592 amino acids. The record is from RefSeq and is a predicted model, not a curated record. The transcript has 5 exons.
AUGCCCCGCUCAAGGCCACCCGCUCGAGAAUCGAGCGAAGCUCCCUCCGAAUCCUCCUCCUCGACCUCCCCCGAUCGCACCGCAGAUGAUGACACCGACUUCUUCACAGCCCAGGCGAACGAUUCGGAGUCGUCCUUGGGCGCAAUCAACGGUCGGGAUUCCCAUGCCUACUACGAAUCAGAUCGAGCUCUACCGCCCAUCGGGCGCUUGCCCCCGGAGAUCUUGAUUGCCAUCUUCGCUAGACUGAGUUCGCCAGCCGAUAUGAUGAGCUGUAUGCUGAUCAUCAGCACCACCGUCAGCGACCCGAACAGCGCCUUCGCGUACUCGCAUCAGAUCAAGAGGUUGAAUCUAUCCGCUCUCUCGAGCGAUGUCAGUGACGGCACGGUGAUGAGCUUCGCACAAUGCAAUCGGAUCGAGCGGUUGACUCUGACCAAUUGCUCAAAGCUGUCGGAUAAAGGCGUGUCGGACUUGGUGGAAGGGAAUCGCCACUUACAAGCGUUGGAUGUUUCGGACUUGCGACAUCUCACCGAUCACACGCUGUACACGGUGGCUCGAAACUGUCCUCGCCUCCAGGGGCUGAACGUCACGAACUGCAACAAGAUUACCGACGACUCCCUGAUCGUCGUGUCUCGUAACUGCCGACAGAUCAAGCGGUUAAAACUGAAUGGAAUCGUGCAAGUCACGGAUAAAUCGAUUUUAUCGUUCUCGCAGAAUUGCCCGGCCAUCCUGGAGAUUGACCUUCAUGAUUGCAGACUCGUCACCAACCGAUCGAUCACUGCCUUGAUGACGACAUUACCCAACUUGCGCGAGCUGCGACUCGCCCACUGUACUGAGAUUGAUGAUAUGGCGUUCCUGGAACUGGCCCCUCAUAUCUCCUUGGACAGCCUCCGCAUCCUGGAUUUGACAUCCUGUGAGGGGGUCAAGGACGCUGCAGUUGAGCGGAUCGUGGCAUCAGCGCCACGCUUGCGGAAUCUAGUCCUCGCAAAAUGUCGAAUGAUCACGGAUCGCGCAGUCUGGGCCAUCUGCAAGCUCGGGAAGAAUCUGCACUACGUCCACUUGGGACACUGUUCCAAUAUCAGCGAUGCAGCCGUGAUGCAGUUGGUCAAGUCUUGCAACCGAAUACGGUAUAUAGACUUGGCGUGCUGUACCCGUUUGACAGAUGCCAGUGUGCAGCAGCUGGCUACCUUACCCAAACUCCGACGCAUUGGCCUGGUAAAGUGCAACGCCAUUACCGACGGCAGCAUUCUAGCUUUGGCGAGCCUCAAGGCUUCCCAUCACCAAUCAGGAAUCAGCAGUCUAGAGAGGGUACAUCUCAGUUACUGUACCUUGCUAAGCCUGAGUGGAAUCCAUGCUCUAGUCAAUAGCUGUCCUCGUCUUACGCAUCUCAGUCUCACGGGAAUCCAUGCGUUCUAUUCGCGAGAAGAUCUGACCAUGCACUGCCGCGAAGCACCUCCGGAGUUCACCCCCCAGCAGCGCGAAGUGUUUUGUGUUUUCAGCGGCGAUGGCGUGAACCAAUUGCGCAAUCAAUUGAACCACAUAAUCCCCCCUCCACCUCCGCCGCAGGACAUGACGGAGGUCACCAUGUACGAUGACGAUGAAGAACUCGAUGAGGAUGAUCAUCAGAUGGGUAAUCUGAUGCGCGCCACGGCGGCCACGGCAAUUCAAGACGAUGAUUACAUGGACAUUGGACAUACUCCCGAAAUGGCUACCCCGCGCGCCAACCCGCUGGCCUUUACGCGGUGGCCCGUCACCCUCAUCACCGCCGCCGUCUACCUCGCCUUCGUGAUUCCGCUGCUGGUUGUCCACCAUAUUCUGCCCUCGGCACCCAGUCCGUCUUCCACCCCGGACGGACUCGAUCUCGGCGAGGCUUGGGCCGAUCUUCAGGUCUUGACUAAUGGGUACCAUCCGUAUAAUUCUCGGCGGAAUGAUGAAAUUCGGGAGUGGUUGCUGAGUCGGGUUAAGGAGAUUGUGGGGGAGAAUGGGGCUGAUGUCAGGGUCGAGGGGACUGUUACUCCUACGACUUCUACUACUACGACUAUGCACCAUAUUACCGAUGAUGAUGAUGAUGAUGGCGGCGACAGCGCCACGAAACCCACUGUCUACAUCUUCGACGACAACCAGUCGAACCUCACUUUCGUCGGCAACUCGCUCAAAUCCUCCAACACGGCUGUCUACUUCGAGGGCACCAAUCUCAUUAUCUACAUCCGUGGCGAAGAGGAUGAUGAUUAUGACCCGGUCUUGGAUUCGGAUAACGGAGGAGGGAAAGGAGGCGGCGGCGGCGGCGUGCUGGUCAACGCCCACUAUGACAGCGUCUCUACCGGCUAUGGUGCGACGGACGACGGCGUUGGCGUCAUCACCUGCUUGCAAUUGAUCAAGUACUUCACGACACCUGGCCAUACCCCCCGUCGCGGAGUGGUGGUGCUGUUCAACAACGGCGAGGAGGACUUCCUGAACGGAGCGCGCGUGUUCAGUCAACAUCCGCUGUCGAAGUUCACGCAGACGUUUCUGAAUCUGGAGGGCGCCGGAGCGGGAGGUCGGGCGAUUCUGUUCAGAGGGAGUGAUGUCGAGGUCACGAGGAACUACAAGAGGGCGAAGCACCCGUUCGGCUCGGUGUUGGCGGCCAAUGGGUUCGAGGUCGGCCUCAUCAGCUCCCAGACGGACUAUGUCGUGUUCGACGGCGACCUGGGCAUGAGGGGUUUGGAUGUCGCGUUCAUGGAACCGAGGGCUAGGUAUCACACCGACCAGGAUGAUUCGAGGCAUACGACGGCGGAGAGUCUCUGGCAUAUGUUGGAGGCGGCAGUGAAGACGACGGAGGGGUUAGUCGGGGAUGAUGGGGACAGUGGGAAGAAGGGAUCGCGGGGCGUAUGGUUCGAUCUGUUCGGAGCCACCUUCGUGGUGUUCCAGCUGCAUACCUUGUUCGCCUUGUCGGUGACGAUGCUCAUUGUCGCGCCCUUGGGCUUGCUAGUCACGAGUGUUGCCUUAAGCAGGGCCGACAAGAUGUAUCUGUUCUGCUCCAGGGUCAAGGGGCUGGAUGAUACGGAGGUAGUCUCGUUGCAGGGACUGCGCGGAUUUUUCCGAUUCCCGUUCUUGUUUGUGAUUCCUACGGCGGUCACGGUGGGGUUGGCCUACCUGUUGACCAAGGUCAAUCCGUUGAUCAUUCACAGCAGUGAGUAUGCGGUAUGGGCCAUGAUGCUGUCGGCCUGGACCUUUCUGGCCUGGUUCGUGUCGCGCGUCGCCGACUUUGCUCGGCCCUCGGCCUUCCACCGCGUCUAUACCCUGACGUGGAUGUUCGUGCUUGCCUGGGUGAUGCUGGUGAUUGCGACGGUCUACGAGAAUCAAUGGGGUCUGGCUGGCGGCUAUUGGGUCUUCUUCUCUUUCUGUGGCACUUUCCUGGCGACCUGGAUCUCGUACCUGGAGCUCUUCGCGUUGCCCCGGAAGUCAGAGUACGCCAGUCAGUAUGCUCCGGUGCCGGCCUCGUCGCGCCGUCCCAGCAGUUACGGCGGCAGUCGACUGGGGACGGCGUCCGGGGAGGAACAUAUCUCGGAGCACGAUGGCGACGAGCACGCCGCGUCGGACGACGAACAACCUACCGAGUCAACCUCUCUGCUGGGCGGGGGCCAGCGUACCACGUUUGCCAACUACGUGCGCGUCACGGGCGAGCAUGACGACCACGACGAGCCCAGCGACCCGAACAUCUACGGGCACGAACAGCGCUGGAGCGCACACCUGCCGAGAUGGACCUGGGUGCUGCAAUUUCUGCUGACGGCACCUAUUGUGCUCAUCAUGGUCGGUCCGCUGGCGCUGCUGCUGACCAGCGCAUUGCACCAGACCGGCCAGGACGGCAGUUCCUCCCUGUUCAUCUACCUCUCCGUCGCAGCCUUGACUACGUUCCUUCUCACCCCGCUGCUCCCAUACAUCCACCGCCACACGUACCACAUCCCGCUGUUCCUGCUGGCUGUUUUCCUGGGAUGCUUGAUCUACUGUCUGGUUGCGUUUCCUUUUUCGGCGUCGAACCGCCUCAAGAUCUUCUUCCAGCAAGAGCUCAAUCUCGACACGGCGGCAACCAACGUUUCGCUGAUUGGAAUCUCGCCCUUUGUCGCCCAGGUCGCUCACUCGCUCCCGAGCGCCCAGGGCCAGCACGUGUCUUGCAGUCCGCUCGGCCCGCGCACGAAAUGCUCCUGGCCGGGUCUCAUGCCGGACGUGGUUCCCUCCGCGCAGGAGGACUACAAAUCCUGGCUCACCUUUAACAUCUCCACCUCGGAUUCUUCCCCUGCCGCUGCCGCUGCCGCUGCCGCGGAGCGCGACGACAACCUCCAAACCGCCCAGAUUCAACUUUCCGGCCUCAACACCCGCGCCUGCAAGAUCCUCUUCGACACCCCGAUCUCCUCCUUCAGCGUAGCUGGAAGUGCCUACGACCCCCGCUUCCCGCACACCUCCCCGCUGGGCACGCGGGAGAUCCGCCUGUGGAGCCGUGAGUGGGAGAACUCGUGGACCGUGGACGUCGAGUGGACCGUCCCGCCGCCGGUGCUCGCCCCGCCUGCCGAGCAGCGCCUCGUGACGGAGGAUGAGGACGAGUACAUUCUCAUCGACUCGCCCGAUACCGAGGCCGGUGGUGAUCGCUCCAAGUUGACCGGCAGGGUCGUCUGUCUCUGGAGCGACCACAACCGCGUCGGGGCCAUCCCGGCCCUCGACGAGGUGAAACAGUACGCGCCGGUAUGGGUGGCCGCCACCAAGUUCUCGGAUGGGUUGGUGGAGGGGUAUAAGGCAUUCGAGGUUUGAGUGGGGCGUGUGUGCUUCUUCUUCUUCUUCUUGUCUGAGGCUAAUCAGGUCCGUUUUCUUUUUCAUUCCUUUGGUGGUGCCUGUGAUUGUUUGGCUUGCGCAACCCUAUUCUGUCCUGUUCUGCUUUUGUUUCUGUUUGUUGUCUUCAUGGCCACCCCGUGGGUGACUUUAUGUAGCUUGUUGGAUUGGGUGUUGUGUACUACUACACUCUUUGCGGGCUGUGGCUGUAACUGUAACUGUAACGGUGACCUCCUAACUCGUACUACAAUACAACUAGCUCCUGAUGAAGAUUGGGUG